Messenger RNA from Gracilinanus agilis (Agile Gracile Mouse Opossum), 3711 nucleotides. RefSeq names its product coiled-coil domain containing 9B (gene CCDC9B). The record is from RefSeq and is a predicted model, not a curated record. The coding region runs from base 1 to 1641 and encodes 546 amino acids. The transcript is spliced from 12 exons. NCBI's taxonomy places the organism in Eukaryota, Metazoa, Chordata, Mammalia, Didelphimorphia, Didelphidae.
AUGAUCUCGUGUGCGAGGCAGCAGAGCCGGCUGGGAGAGGCCGGCAGAGGCCCCAGGUCCAGUUCUCCUCUGUUGGUUCUGGCUUCCCCAGGGAGCUGCUCUGAAAUCCUCUCCUCCGUGCCUUGUGCUGCUGCUGCUGCUGCUGCUGAGGCUGCUGCUGCUGCUAUGUACCCGGCUGGAACUGGGGUGGCUGACUCUCUGCUUCGAAAGAAAGAGCAGAAAGAUGAAGAACUGGACAGGAGAAUUAUGGCACUGAGAAGGAAGAACCAAGCAUUACUGCGCAGGUACCAGGAGAUUGAGGAAGACCGGAGGCAAGCAGAGCAGGGUGGCAUGGCUGUGACGGCUCCUCGGCCACACCGAACGGAUGGACUUACCAUUACCAUUACCAAGGCUCAUAGCGAGAAGCGGGUGGUUUGUGAUAGGAGAGCAAGCAGUCAUUCCAACAGCCCAGGAGCAAAGAAUGAAGAGGACCUUGGGGAACUGGAGGAAGAAGAGGAUGAGGACGAUCACACCUUUACCUUCCGCCUGGGGAAGAGAGUUCAGCUGGCAGUGACCAUGGAGAAUAAAGCCAAGGGCAAACGGAUUGUGUCAACGAAGGUUAUGGACCCAGAAGAGGAAGGCCCUUCAAGAGGGGGCUCCAAUCUAGGAAGUCCCAUGCAAAUAGCAAUCACUAUGGAUCCUGGACAAAAGGCUAUGGGACUAGGGUCCCAGGAAUUGGGGAGGGAUUAUGCUCGAUGGAAACAAGAGAGGGAGCAGAUUGACCUUGCACGCCUGGCACGGCACCGAGAUGCUCAGGGGGAGUGGCGUCGCCCUUGGGACCUAGACAAGUCUAUACAUACGUUUCAGGAUGCCAGCAAAGUCGGGAAUCUGAGCUUUCCAAUGGGGAGCAGAAAAAAGGGACCCAAGAACUACCGGAAGUUCCAGCUUCGGCCAUUGCUCCCUGAUGAAAGAGGUGGUGGUGCUUACAGUGGGAACCUAGGUAAACCCAAGGUGGUACCAGCCAUGAGCAGUAAAGCCCGUGGGAAGGACAGGCUAACUGGCCGAGCCCGCAGGUGGGACGUGAAAGAGGCAGAAGAACAAACCUGUCUCAAGUUGGAGUUAGAGAAUCAGGGACUUCACAAAACGAAGAGGACACAGAAUGAGGAGGACGACACACAGAAACAAGGGAGUCUGGAACACAGUGACUAUUGUAGUGUUCUGGGGCCUAUCACAAGCCUGGCAAGCCUGGAUGGGCACCAGAGAGAAGAAGACAAGCUCAGCAGUGGCAACCCAGUGUCCACUUUAGACAGGUCUUCCCGGAAGAUUGUGCCUGUGCUUCCUUUCUUCUCCCCAGGAGAUGCUAACAGCCCUGUGCCCAGGGCAAGUGGGAGCAAUAAGCCCACUGCAAAAGCUAGUGUCAAAGAGAUACACCUCUUCUUUCCUGACACUUCAGAUCAGGCCCAGAAACUAAGCGAUGAUAUGGCAGAGCUGUGCCUCCAAGAGAUCCCUGAACUACUGAAGACAAGUUCCCCGGAACCCAGUGAAGAUAGUUCAGACCAGACUAGCAUUCAGGAGCAGCUUGGCACAGUUAAACAGUCCAUCCAGAAAAACCAACCAGAGGAAGAGAGUGAUGAGAGUUGUGAUGAACAGGACCAAGAUUAACCCUUCCCCCCCCAGAAGAUGGAAAUGCCAUCUGCUGCCUGAGGAAAACCAGAGGGCUAUCUGAAGUGCCUUGACUCUUCUCGUCCAAAAGAAUGUCAGAUACACCUGCAUGCCCUAGAUGUUAAAAUAAGUUAGGAAGCUCUGGGCUUGGAAAAGGAAAUCAAUAUGCCCUCAAUAACUUAUUCUCACAAAUCACAGGAUGUGUUAUUCACACCCACAAAGCCAGUUACAUUUUGCCAAAUGUAGCUGCUACAAUUGCUGUAGCAGCCAAUAUGAUAGGUAUGGCUGUGAUUUGUCAUGGAAUAGCAAAUUCAGAAAUACCUCUAUCCCUGGGCGGCAUUCAUUCUAAGUAGCUGCACCAGUUCUAAAAUGCAGGCUCUAUCUUUUCGGUUUCUCUAGAGGAAACAAGUCAUUUCCCGUAGCUCUACUUGAGAUUUCAAAAUAUGGUGAGUGAAACAAACAUUAAGUGGAGUGCCCACUAUUUGAGAAUUUGCCGCUGGAACCAGAGAACCACAAAACAGAGAUGGAGGAGCUUCCAAUGUAGUAGCGUCACAACAGGUAUACUAUUAGGAUUUUUAGAAAGAGAUUUAUGCUCUAAGUUAUAUGCUCUGUAAACCCUAUGGAGAAAUACUUUUCUCUACCUCAGAUCAAUGGAGAAAAUUUUUCAAAGCAGAAACUCAUAGCCUUAGCAGCUCAGGGAAAUCUCUAAACCAAAUUUCACUUAGUUGUGUUUUUUUUUUCCUGGAUACCUGAGAAUAAAAGCAUAACUUCGAACACACCCACCCACCCACACUCAAAUGGUCCUCGUAUGUCAGGUACCAAACAGACUCAAAAAGAAAGCCAAUUCCUUGGCUUAAACCUCUCCCUGCUGACUUGAGAGUUAAUGGGCAUUUGUGCAACUAGGAUUCCAACCCCUGAAAAUAAGCUCUUUGCAUUCAGUACUCCCCCGCCGAUUGGGCCCUGUCUUGGUGGAACAAUUCCCUUCUAAUUAGACAGCAGGGACCUGCAUAUCGCACAGUACAGACUGCUGUCAUGUGCCACAAUGUGUGAAGCUGUGUACAGCUGUAGAAGCAACAUGUAACCAUCUCGAGAGAGAGAGAAGGGGCUGCCUGAAAGAACUAAGUAACUCCUUCCCUCCUCCUUUGCUCUGCCUUACUCAGCCCUCUAACAAAAUGUUAUUGUGUGGGUUGAAGAGGAGAAUAAAAGCAGGGCGGACCUUUUUCAAGCCUCCCCGCAGACUACAAGGUGAUGUCAAAGCCCAGAGGCUGCCCCCCAGCAGCUCUUGUGAAGCACAAGCCUCAGGGGGCCCCUCUGACACUGGCUCUCAGUUCUACUUUUGUACUGGGCAGCAUUUCUCUCACAAUGGGUUGAUUUGAAUUGCUUCCCCUAUACUUUGCUGCGUGCCUAAUCCCUUAUGUUUGUACCUUCUUAUCCUGCCUUUCCAAAACUGCCUUUUAAGGUUUCUGAAGUUGGCCCUCCCUCCCUCUCCCCUUAAAGAUAAAGCCAGGAAGUGGCACCCUCCUCCUUCCCCUCCCCCGGGCCAGAACUGCCCUGUGGUGUCAGUGGGUUUCUAAGUCCUCACCAUUUGAACCUCUUAAGAGAAAUAGAACUUAAAAGGGAGAAAAGCAGUAAUGGUAUCAGAAGAAUUUGAGGCUUACCUCAACUACCACCUUGUCAAGCUAGCCUCCCAGGCUCAUCACUAAAGUUGAAGCUGCCAGUGAAGCUUGGGCACUUUGGCUGUUACCAGAGCAGAAGACACUUUUGCAUCUUGGGGAUCCACACCUAAUUCCCAAGAUUUUAAGAAUGCAUCAGGUCUAAAGUGAAAUGAUCUCUUCCUUUAUUGAUCAAUCUAGUCAGAACCCUCAGAUGACCCCUGUUCCGCCCCCCCCCCCCAAAUCCUUUCAAAACUGCUCUGUCUUCAUCUGAAGAUAGCCUUUUCCUGGUCUCUGCCUUUUUUUUUUUCCUCUCCAAGUUACCUGAAAAAAAAAAUUAAAACAUUCUCACACAGGUUUAGGCAGAGUUCUUAGAAUGUAUUUUUGUUCACCUGAAAAAUAAAACUUUUAAAAAAUA